Molecule: messenger RNA, 3652 nt
Organism: Guyanagaster necrorhizus
Lineage: Eukaryota; Fungi; Basidiomycota; Agaricomycetes; Agaricales; Physalacriaceae
Exons: 4
Coding region: 141-3542 (1133 amino acids)
Source: RefSeq, a predicted model, not a curated record
UCUCUAGUGACUUCGAUCCCUUCUCUUAUAUUCGCUUUGUCCAUUUUUUUUCUUCUUCAGUCUCAGCUUUUGUGUCCGCAGUGCCUGCUCAUGUUGCAGUCGCUGGUCGUUCUGUAACAAUUGCUAUUCCUGUUGACUCGAUGACCUCUCGUGCGCAGCAGCCUCCAGUGAACUUGAAGGAGCGUAUUGCCGCUCUUCAGCAGCGGAAUGUAUCCCAAACGCAGAGGCCCUCAGUGCCUUCCUUAUCAGUAAACCAGCCUACGGUACCCUCGGGUGGUCUACGGGAUAAAAUCGCGAAAUUCGAGCAGAAGGGAGGAAUUCCUGUACCUAGAGGGAGUUUCGGUUUGGGUGCGCCUCCGACUGCAGAGAGUAAGCAGACAAGAAAGAAAGGCGAGCUGUAUGGGAACCGCAUUCCUUCCGCUGUGCGAGUAGCCAGUGGAAGUAGCGCGCCUCCUAUGAGUCGUUCCACAUCACCUCUCUUCUCUUCUGGAGGAAGAAAUUUUUCGCUGUUGGGAUUGGAUUACGAUGAUUUUUCGGACGCUGCGGAUUCACCAAGGGACAGUCAAGCACUUCGCUCUUUAUCCCCUUCACCAACUCCAGAUGAUACACUAGAGAACUCGCGAGCUUUCAGAUCCAAAUCUCGGAGCACAUCAUUCGCGGCCGCUCUUGACAUAGCUCGUCGAGCAGAGGCCUUAUCCGAGCUCAACGGUGGAGGCGACACGUAUUCUCGCGAAUGUUCUCUUUCGCCACCAACCUCUCCCAUACCGGGGUCAUCUCUUUCAAGUAUGGACAUGGACGAGCAUGACACACCGGUGAUCGUGUCUGACGGGUCUUCGUCUCCUCAAGAGGACGCGCUGUCGGCAGUGGAUGAGCCCUGUGUCACGGUUUCACCUUCAGACAUCGCUGAGGAUUCACUAGCCUUGUCGGAUCUAACGUUAGACAACUCGUCUCUUCAAGAGGAUGCGCUGUCGGCAGUGGAUGAGCCUUGUGUCACGGUUUCACCUUCAGACGUCGCUGAGGAUUCGCCAGCCUUGUUGGAUCUAACUUUGGACAAUUCCGAGACAGAUGCCAACUUAAAUACCACUGCUAGCAGCAUGGACUCCUCGGAUUUGACAGACAUUUCUUUACAGAGCGCAGACGCUCCGAUGGACAAGCCUGAUACUCCAACUCCUGCAGCACCCAUUGAGCUCGAGCGGUCACAUUCUCCAGUGCCCUUUGCCACUUUGCCAUCGCCACCGCCACCACCCGUCAUAUGUGUCACUGAUGAUGUCGGAACUCAUACUGAAGUGGCAUCCGAUCUAGCAAACGCUGCAAAUGAAGAAGACUCGUACAUUAAUGUCAAUAUCAAUGCAUCGGCCGGCGUCGCAGCCCCCGAACUUGAUCAUCCUGGCGCUAAUGAUGUGAUACUUUAUGAUCGGGUCUCUGUUGAGGUAUCAGAGCUACCACAGUACCAGCUUUUACGGACGCCGGAUACCGCUGCGGUUGAGCAACAUCGUGUCUCUUCUUCACCUGAGUCAUCGCGUCCGGGCAGUGUUGCUAUGGCCAGUCGCUCAGCCGAGUCUAUCCUGGCCUCAGUUGAAUUCCUUGAAGCUGGGAACGCUUAUAUGGAGAGGGAUCAUACAGAGUUGAUCCCAAUACCGGACUCUCCAUUUGUUAUAAAUUCACAUGACGCCGAGUCCACUCCUGUCCCAUCCCAACCAUCGUCUCCAGCUCGUGAAUCUUUCUCACUUCCCAUGCUCAUGAAUCCUUUGCCUCGCCCUGUGAGCAUGAUAGAAACUAGUCCCAGUCACAUCACUACUACCCAUCGCAAGACCAAUAGCGGUACGCAAGCAUCGAUCCAACCUUUUGAAUCCUCUCCUUAUCCCACCGAAACCGAAUUCGGUGAACUAACAAUGCACAAACUUUCCCACUCAUUUUCGCGUCUGCGCACUGAAUCGGGGCCGGUAACAUCUGGAGAUCCAUCAUUCUCGGCUGUUGUGCAUGGGAAAGUGAGAGAGGUAGCGACGCUACCUUCAAGGACACUUUAUCCACCGUACACACCACAGAUGAAUAGGAUUAAACGCACCGUGGCAGUAGAACCGCCUCUCAGUCCAGGUUCCGGCGAAUUGGCAUUGCUGCUCAAAAAUGCUGCUCUUCUAGAACGUUCAUUGAUGAACGGGGAAUUGCCAAGCGAGGUCGGCUACGAGGACAAGAAGAGAGUUGUUUCUACUCCCGAAAAUCCUCAGCAUGUAGAAGAGACGAAGGCAGCGGAAAUCAGGUUACCCCGUGUUCUUGGAAAAGACGAGCCAGUAAGGCGAAAACGCAGCUUUCGCGUGCCGCAGGUCCUUGCUCGAAACAAGUCCAAAACUCGAGAUGGCGCUAGCAAAACCUCCCAGGACUCUGUUGUGGAACAGGGUGAGGCCAUUUCUUGUAAUGGCCGAGCAACGUCAGGUCCCGACUCUGAUCAGACUUGUUCGACGUCAGGCCACAUCCGACAUGGUUCUGGUAGUGUUUUAGACGUGACACCAGAGGCUGAUCGUCCCCCGACGCCGCCACCAAAGUCUCCGCGUUCCAAAUACCUGGCCAGUUUCAGAAAACUAGCAAGCGCAUCUCGUUCCUCCACCUUUCAUGAUGCGUCGCGUCAGAGCGUCUCUUCUGAGAUUUCAUCCGACGAUUCUCUUCCGGUCGUCACUCCUCCCGAUAUUAGCCCCGACUUAGCUGAGUCGGAAACUAUAAGACCAGGGACUGGAACUGGUGUAGGAUUUAGGGCCUCUGCACCGAGUGGUAUAGUUUGGCCUUCAUUAUCUCCAAAGAAAAAUGGGAGUAUCAAUAGGGCAUCAUCCUUUGCAGAGAAGAUGUGGCGCCGAGGGAGGACCAAGUCGACUAUCAGUAUCGCCAGUACGACUGACAGUGACGAUCGUAGCACAUUGGGUACUAUCAAGAGCGUACUUCCUCGAUUGAAUCGCAAACCUUCUGCCCCUGCAAUCUCAAAGACAACCACGGGUGCUACACAAUCUUCGUCGCCUCAGGAUAACAUCAUAGUACCUCCCGUGAGGUCUCAAUCUCUACGUUCGCUCCACUUCGCUUCGCAAAGGCCACCUCUACCCCCGCCGGGCACCAUGCCUCCUUUGCCCCAUGCAUAUUCGGAUCUCCUCGCUCUCCCAGGCGCGUCUCAACAAUCAAAAUUUGAUCAUGCCUUGGGCUCACAUCAGGGGAGCCAUGGCUCUACCAGCACCCCUCCCCGUCCUGUUUCAUGGGCGACAGUAUCUUCAAAUGUUUCGUCACCUUCUACUCUUCUUGAUAGGGAACUCUUCGAUGCAUUCCCUUCGGUACCUCAGAACCUACCCUCUCAUUUACCCCAAGGCUACGCGGUGGGGCUUUCAGUAUCAGAAUCGGAAGGCGGCUGGAAAACGCCUACCCAAAUUAAUCCUCAUCCAAUCCCCGAACAGAGUGCAGCCUCUAUCGAUCGGUCAAAUACUAUUCGUAGACCUCGGACGUCAACAGAGACCUGCAAGCAGAUAUCUACGGUAACUUUGGACCAGGGAUUGGACGAUUCUAGUUAGUUAUUUCACAACACACACUUCGUGCUAUUUUCGGUUGCUCUCGUAAUUUACCACUGUAAUAUAUUCAUUUUGGAAGUUAAUGAUAGGAGGUUCAGAAAGAUAAUCAGCGC